Molecule: messenger RNA, 1132 nt
Organism: Stegodyphus dumicola
Lineage: Eukaryota; Metazoa; Arthropoda; Arachnida; Araneae; Eresidae
Biological process (GO): regulation of transcription by RNA polymerase II
Cellular component (GO): nucleus; transcription regulator complex
Source: RefSeq, a predicted model, not a curated record
GCAACAACCAAUGAUUAUGUUUGUUUACUUACCCGCUUACUACUGCAGCUUUGGAAGCCAUUUUUACACAUUUUAGCACUUUGUACCAACAAAAAAUCAAACAAAAAAAAAAAAAAAGAGUGUUUCUCUAGCGACGGAUGAACUUCUAAUAAAUGAAAUUCAGAAAUACCCGUAUUUAUAUAAUCUGAACGAUAAACGCCACAAAAAUUCCCUGAUGAGGAGGAAUGCGUGGAUCAGCAUAGCUGAAGCCAUUGGAUCUACAGCUGACAGAUGCCAGGAGCGAUACAAAUCGCUCCGAGAUCGCUUCAGGAAAGAAAAACGUUUGCUUAAGCAGACGAGUGGCAGUGGUGCAAAAAGGAAAAGAGAAUGGCCACUGUUUCAAUCAAUGACAUUUCUUGAGCCGUUUUUAAUUGAUAAAGAUACAUGGUCUAAUUUGAGCAUCCAAAGCAGGAAUUCAUCAUGCUCCAAUGAAGCAACAUGCUCCAAUGAAGCAUCAUGCUCCACGGAUUUUGAGCAGCUGGAUGUGCAAGAGUCAGUGGAUUUUGAAGAUUUUGGACUAGAAACAGCUUCUGAGUCUACCUUACAUAAAAAUUCUUCUGGGAAAAAAAUGAUAUGAUCGACAAAGCCAUUGCUUCUGUCCUUGAGACACAAGAGCACAACAACAUAGAUCAUUUAAUGUUGUUUAUAUCGAAAACAGUAAAGUCUUUUCCUCCAGAAAAGCAAAGGAAGGCUUGUAGAGGCCUUGCAAAUUUUUAUUUUUGAUUUAAUGGAUGAUGAAUAAACCCUAAAUACAUCCUUUAUUAUUGUGUUAUUAGUCAAGUGUGUUAAUAAGUUUAAUUUGUCUAACAAGAAAUUAAACAUUUCAUUCAAGACUUGUACACUACUUACAUUUCCUAAGCAAAACUAAUUCCUUAAAUUUCUUAGGAACAUGUAAUCUUAAAUUCAGUUAAUACAAAGUUUAUUUGGGAAACGUAUAUUCACAUUAUAUUAAUUAUAUAAAUCUUAUCACCUAUGAUUGUAAAAACAACAGUGAAUAUUUUUUUAAUAAGUAAUACUAGGAAGGUACAUGCACUUGAGUUCACUUUUGUAAUUUAGACAAUUAGUGUGACGUGAAAUGUACAUAUUAUUAAGG